GUUUUGAUUCAGCAACAGGAUUGAAUAUAAGGGCAGCCAGCCAACACAGUGUUAUCAUUUGAAGAAAAGAGUUCUGUCGCUUAUCAGGAUAUUCGAGGGCACCAGCUAAAUCGGCUCAGGAAUCAUCUGAGCGAGGGAUAACCUAUAGUUGCAUUCGGAAAGCGAAAAACCCACCCACUCACUCACCCACGGAUGUGUCUGUACUUGGGAGUCGUGGAACACCUGCUGGAUGUGGUGGCCUACUGCAUGUGCCGUGUCCUGGAGCUGUCCCUGUUCACCUGCAUGAUGGUCUGCGGUUCGCUGAAGGCCAAGCUGACCCAUGGACCCACCAACGAGCUGGAGCAAUGACCAGGACACUACGAGAGCUGCUAAAGGAUGCGCUCCCUGCAUUUGUGUGUGUUUCGACUAAAAUUUAAUAAAUGAAUCUUUUUCUAUAGUGGCGAAUAAAUUACGACUUAUAUAUGUGUGUGUAAAAA
Drosophila subpulchrella is the source of this 476-nucleotide messenger RNA. RefSeq lists its product as uncharacterized. Lineage: Eukaryota; Metazoa; Arthropoda; Insecta; Diptera; Drosophilidae. Bases 193 to 348 code for a protein of 51 amino acids. The record is from RefSeq and is a predicted model, not a curated record. The transcript has 2 exons.